GUAUUAGCUUAUCCUGCGACUUCCGACACGUUCCUUGAAUUCAUUGAAACGCAGUUGUUUCUCAUGGGCCGUGGUGCAUACAGAGGCAGCUGCUGUUGUUAGCUGUGGCACCUAUUUUCUUACUCUACUGCACACAACCACAUAACUGUACUCCCUAAAGCGCAAGGCAUUUGGGAAUGCCGCAAAAAGGCGAUGAUGAGAUUCCUGAGGAGGACUUUGAUCUGUGCGACGGAGACGCAAUGAUUGACGGAGACGAGGAGGAGAUUGACAUAGUUGACGACGGUAGCAAGCUCAGCGACGAGACCCGGAGGUUCGACAGCAUUGUGGGAGCGCUUGAAGAUGUAUUAAUGGAUCCAGAUUUCGAGGAGCUCAGAGAGGGCUUCUGCCGCGAGAACUGUCAGCACUUCGAGGACUCGGACGAGAACAAGCUCAUCUACACAGACAUCUUCUCCAAGUAUACAGAACUUGUUGAGCGCACGAUUGAGAGCAAGCUUGCAGACGCAGUGCCAGGGUUCAGCAUGCAGGAGUUCAUGUCGCUCCUCGAAUCGCACAAGGACAACCUCAUGUCCGACGUGUUUGACCUGCUCCUAUCGCUAGCGGACUUCGAGACGUUUAAGGAGGUAAUGCUCUCCUACAAGCGCGACCUCAGCGAGGGUCCCACGUUCCAAAUCAACUGCACGCCCCUGCGCGUGUACACGGAGGAGCAAGAGGACGGGGAUGCGCGGCCGGACCUGGACCUCUCGCUGCAAAUCUCACCCAUUGGAGCUGGGUCGUCGUCUAAGCGGUGAUGCGGUGCAGCGCGUGGGCGCAGCUGGCAGGGAUGGCGGCGAGGCGGCUCCAUACAUGUGCAACUAGCCUUUCAUGCAGUGAUGGACGCCCCAGCCAUGCAUUCAUGGGGAGCAGAGUACUCAGAGGCAUGGUAGUGGCAUGGCGCGGUAGACAGGAGGGCGGGCCGAUGUGUCACAGGUGGGAAGGAGGCGGACGGGUAUGGGCGCUUAGAUUGUAGGGAAGUCGUAAUGGGGUUGGUCGCGUGUCUGAGGGCUGUUUAAGCAACCAGCAUAUGCGGUCCCAUGGGUGCAGCCCAGUAGUUGUUGGGUGUACAAAGGUUGUCGUCCCCUUGUCAAAGGGCAACAUGGAGAGAAACGACUGGGCACUGGGAAGGGGGUAUCCAUCGCGCGUCAUGACAGCGCACGUUUGCGUGCUUAGGCAAAAUAGGUGCACGAAACGUGUGUUCGUUGCCUUGUGUUAUAUGUGUUGUAGCUACCCAUGAGGCGGGCGUGAAGUACGAAUGCGCGCGACUUCGGUGGGGACACUUCGAGUGCAGUUGAGCUUUUCGGGCGCCCGGCUUUUGGGGGACUGAAGUUGGCGCACCUGGGUCAGCAUCCUAAUAACCUAACAGAUUUUAGAGGUCAUUAGAAAUUCUAUGCCGGUCUUUUGGUGGACGCCAUGGUUUAGCAAGAUAGUUGUAACCCUUUGGUCUUAAGGUAUGAGAUUAACUUGUAAUGCAGACACCCUAGAAUUGUCCGCUUUAGGUGUGGCAAAUGGGUCUUCGGGCCUAGUAGUAUGGAUGUUAUUCACAGCGGGGAGCCACGAUAGCUUUUUAUGAUUUGUGGGUGUGAGCUUCGGACGGCAGGCACCCUUGGUUUUCCGUUGGGCUGUCUGGCUGGUGGCUGUGUCUCUUGACGCUGCAUGGUAGGAACAGCAUAAGGCUUGUUAAGCCGACUGUCGGUGUUUUGAGUGACACAUGCAUGGCGUUCCAUUCCAUGCAUGCACGAGAGAGCAUGUGAAAACGGCAACCGUCACUGUAUUACGCAUCGUUCUCUCAAUGAGCUAUGGACAUCGCUCGCAUACUGGGGUUGCGUUUGACCGAAACGACCCACGGGUCACUGCAAUGCGUAGGACCAAAUGGCUACAUUCCAAGGUGCCGCCAACAUAGAAAGCCACCAGUGCAUCCCGAUUCUCAAACCUGGACUGGGCGUCACAGGGCGUGUGGUGUUGUGUGACUGGGUUCUAGGCAUGGGAGCUGGUUUGCCGACUGUUAUAGCGCAUUGCGGCAAUGAAUUAAGGAACGCAUGGCGUUACUCCGGGGUACCGGUACCGGGCAGGUGGACUUUCCGGCAUUCGCUUUUACAUCUUACCAUAAGUAAGAUACCACCAAAGUCCUGUAUAAGCCUCAACAGCUA
Astrephomene gubernaculifera is the source of this 2183-nucleotide messenger RNA. The record is from the annotation of a GenBank genome assembly. NCBI's taxonomy places the organism in Eukaryota, Viridiplantae, Chlorophyta, Chlorophyceae, Chlamydomonadales, Astrephomenaceae.